Messenger RNA from Danaus chrysippus (African queen), 828 nucleotides. NCBI's taxonomy places the organism in Eukaryota, Metazoa, Arthropoda, Insecta, Lepidoptera, Nymphalidae. The record is from the annotation of a GenBank genome assembly.
AUGGCUAACGUGGCUGUCGUCGUGGGCGCGUCUAGCAAUUUAGGCUACCAAGUGCUCAAGCAGUUGGGAAGUGCGUAUAAAGGAAAAAUAUAUUUCACAACCGAAGAUGAAUCUACCGGCUACAGUAUACACGAGAACCUCAAAGAAUAUUCGCAUUUAGAAUAUUUUAGAGUGGAUUUAACAUAUACUAAGAGCAUUAUCAACUUCAGACAUCACAUACAGGAUCUCGAUGAGAGGAUAGAUCUAUUGAUAAACGUCACUGAUUACGUACCAGAGAAACAAUUGUCGUCCGUCGAUAAAGUCAGAAGAAUAUUAGCUGUAAAUUUCUACGGAUAUAUUAACUUUGGAAAACUGGUCUAUCCAUUGCUGACGAGAGAUGCGAGGGUUGUCAAUGUGUCCGGACCCGCGGGUCUGUUAGCAACCAUUGAGAAUGAAGCAAUCAGAAAGAGAAUAAGUGAUCCUAAACUAACAGAAGACGAGCUGGUUGCUGUGUUACAGGAUUUUGAAGAAGCGGUCAAGAGAGGCAUACAGAAGACUGAAGGUUGGGGUCACAGCAUGCAUGCGGUUAGCAAAGUUGCUUUGGCGGCUGUGACAUUUCUUCAGCACAGAGAAUGGUCAGAUAAGGGAGUGACUAUAAAUUGUGUGAAUCCAGGAAACGUUUCAAGUCGAGAACAUAGAAAAUCUACUAAAGCAUUUGAAGAAGGGGCUAAGACUAUUUUAUAUCUGGCAUUAGAAGCGCCAUUGACUGUAAAGGGUAAUUUUGUGUGGAGUAACUACAAUGUUAUUGAAUGGAACAGUGAUCCUUUUCUAGAAGUAACUACUAUUUAA